This is a messenger RNA of Durio zibethinus, 388 nucleotides long. RefSeq lists its product as uncharacterized. The record is from RefSeq and is a predicted model, not a curated record. NCBI's taxonomy places the organism in Eukaryota, Viridiplantae, Streptophyta, Magnoliopsida, Malvales, Malvaceae.
CUCACAAAUUCGCUUCAACAAAGCAAAAUACAGCCAGAAACUAGUCUUUGAAUUCCAAAAUAUCCCAUUUCCACUUUCAUUUCAAUCACCUCCCAAAAGCGUAGAAAAAAGAGAAAUAUGAGUUCUUCAACAAGAGCUUGGAUGGCAGCUGCUAGCAUUGGAGCUGUUGAGGCCUUAAAAGAUCAAGGAAUUUGUAGAUGGAAUUAUGGUCUAAGGUCAAUUCAACAGCAUGUCAAGAACAAUAUCAGAUCAUCUUCUCAAGCUAAGAAAGUUUCUGUUCCAUCUUCUUCUGCUUUGGCUAAGAAACUGAGGGAUGAUGAUAAGUUGAAGAAGUCAGAGGAAGCACUUAGAACUGUCAUGUAUUUGAGCUGUUGGGGUCCAAAUUAAG